CCCGAGACCAGCGGCCAGCGCCGACCAGACAGAAUCCUCGUCGCAAAACACGCACGCGCUCCCCACCUCGUCCCGCCGCGCCGAUCCAGCCCGGGCGCUCGGCCUCGCGCGGCGCGCGCGAUGGCCCUCGACACAGCCGAUGCGCCGCCAUCGGGGCCCGACGCCAGCGCCGCCGUGCGCCCGCUCCUCCCCGACGCCGCCGCCGCCGCCCCCGCCCCCGCCCCCGCCCCCGCCGCCGCGGGCGGGGAGUCAGCGGAGGAGCUGGACGCCAGGUACGCGCCCUACGCGCGCCGGGACGCGUACGGGACCAUGGGCCGCCGCCCGCUGGCCCCGGCGGAGGCGGCGCGGCUCGCGCUCGCGGCCGCCGUGCUCCUCCCGCUCCGCUUCGUCGCGGGGAUGCUCGUGCUGCUGCUCUACUACCUCGUGUGCCGCGUGUGCACGCUGUGCGUCGAGUCGGACCGGGGCCGGCCGCGGCUGGCGGGGUGGAGGAGGAAGGCGGUGCUGCGCUCCGGCUGCGCGCUCGCGCGGGCAAUGCUGUUCGUCUUCGGCUUCUACUGGAUCCGCGAGACUGACAAGAGGCUCCCUAGUAGUGUCGAGGAUGUAAAUCAAGAACUGCCUGAAGAAUUGGGAAGGCCAGGGGCAAUUGUGUCUAAUCAUGUGUCUUAUGUGGAUAUUCUUUAUCACAUGUCAGCUUCUUUUCCAAGUUUUGUUGCUAAGGAGUCAGUGUCCAGGUUGCCCCUAGUUGGUCUCAUAAGCAAGUGUCUUGGAUGCAUUUUUGUUCAACGAGAAUCGAAGUCUUCAGAUUCCAAAGGUGUCUCAGGUGCUGUAACUGAAAGGGUCCAGGAGGUUUGUCAAGAUAAAAAUACCCCAAUGAUGUUACUGUUUCCUGAGGGAACUACUACAAAUGGCGAUUACCUUCUCCCAUUUAAGACCGGAGCCUUUCUUGCAAGUGCACCAGUGCAGCCAGUCAUUUUGAGAUACCCUUACAGGAGAUUUAGUCCGGCAUGGGAUUCCAUGGAUGGAGCACGUCAUGUAUUUUUGCUCCUGUGCCAAUUUGUAAAUUACAUCGAGGUGGUUCGUUUACCUGUAUACUAUCCUUCUGAACAAGAAAAGGAAGAUCCUAAGCUCUACGCCAAUAAUGUCAGGAAACUGAUAGCAAUGGAGGGCAAUUUGAUUCUUUCUAAUCUUGGUCUGGCGGACAAGCGUGUGUACCAUGCAGCACUGAAUGGUAGGAAUCAACUUGGCGCUCAACAUCAGAAAGAUGAUUGAAAGCCCCUGCGGUUUUUUUUUUUUGGUAAACUGACAGCUGAGGCGUAUUUAAGAUGUAACUAUGUGCGGACUUUUAGUUUGCCAAGCGGCUCUUGCGUUCCUUGUUAAGGAGCAUGUUAAACACUGUCCUAAUACGACACUGUAAAAAGACAUUUGGUGUUAUAGUUUGAUAUGGUCUAAUUCAGAAACAGUUGCUGUUUGUUGUGGUC
This is a messenger RNA of Setaria italica (foxtail millet), 1478 nucleotides long. RefSeq names its product lysophospholipid acyltransferase LPEAT1. The record is from RefSeq and is a predicted model, not a curated record. NCBI's taxonomy places the organism in Eukaryota, Viridiplantae, Streptophyta, Magnoliopsida, Poales, Poaceae. Gene Ontology annotation, biological process: phospholipid metabolic process. Gene Ontology annotation, cellular component: endoplasmic reticulum. Gene Ontology annotation, molecular function: lysophosphatidylethanolamine acyltransferase activity. The coding region runs from base 121 to 1269 and encodes 382 amino acids. The transcript has 8 exons.